GUCUAGAAUUGGUAUGUAGGUAGCUAACAAAUUGCGGUAUAGGUAAUCCAGUCCGGCACCGACAACCCAGAGAAUUAUAGAACUAGCCUACGAAGAGGAAAUUGAUGACUACUAUAAUGGUGUCGGCCUUCACAUUUAUCACACCCGUCUCGUCGUUAAUGGUAGCGCCUACUCCCUAUCGAUCCCCGUCCCCGCAUAUUCCAUCAAGCCUCUAUUCUUUAGGCCACUCUCUGAAAUCUAUGGUCGAGUCCCAGUACUUCUUCGUACGAAUAUCUUCCACAUUGAGUGGAAUCUGGGCUGUGGUUUCGUUACGAAUUAAAUAUAAUUGCUAAUAUUCCGGUUUCUCGCUAUGCUUGGAGGAAGUGCACCCUAAGCUCAGAGCCGGAAGUCGGUGGAAGUGUACUCUCAACUAUCGUAACCUCCUUUUUGGUCUUAUCUAUACAAGUUCCUAUACUUAUUACUCGCAAGCUCCCCUUCCACCCGGUCUAAUAUAUUCCACAAGAGCGUCGGUAUUGGUGGCCUGAACUACAUCUCAUAUUGUUCUCUCUGCCUAUACAGCUUAGAGCUUC
Molecule: messenger RNA, 569 nt
Organism: Daldinia loculata
Lineage: Eukaryota; Fungi; Ascomycota; Sordariomycetes; Xylariales; Hypoxylaceae
Exons: 5
Coding region: 105-332 (75 amino acids)
Source: RefSeq, a predicted model, not a curated record